AUGGUCUCCACAGCACUCCUAGAUGGUGCGUGCAUAGUUGUAUCAUCUGCGUAUUGUGUUGAAGGAAUAUGUAAUUAUGCUGCGACGGUGGAUAGCACAGGUGUUCUCAAUAUUCCCGAGAAUGGUUCAGCACAGUGUAAACCAGGUCACACACUGAAAAAUCCAGAGCGCGUCUAUUGCCACCAGGGAAACUGGGUCAACUUCCCAAUCUGCGAACUCAAUCCACCUGCAAGCGGUUACCGGGCAGACUGCGUGGUCAAUGGAGCCAAUAACCUUUUGGGAGCGUACCAGCAGGUUUACAGAGAUGGGUCUGUUGUUUGCAGAGCAGGCCACAGUAAUGUACCACAGGGCACGCCGUACUGCACGACUAUUAUAGGACUAGUACACUGGUGGCAUAAGAUUGACAAAUGUGUUCCAACAUUCCAUUGGUUACGAGAAUCCGUGUACGCCAUUGACAGGACAGGACAUGUAUCCGUAGCGACCAUCAGAUCUGAUUGUCAGAAGCGAAAUGGAACACUGCCAUACUCAACCCUGGACCUACCGUUGAACGGGAGUGACUUGGCGUGGGGACCAAAUUGGGCAGUAUUUGGGGACAUCUCUAUCUUCUAUGUAGAUUAUGGAGUAAUCAGUUCGCGAUCCUACGCUGACAAUGUCUACCCCGCUAAUUUGAUGUUCUUGUGCAUAAUUGAAUGCAGAGUUGAUGAAGCGCAGCUCAAUCUACUCGGAUACCGAUCCAUUAGCAAGGAUCUGCAUGUUACAUGUGAGACAGGCUAUCAACUUCACACCCUCAAGGAAGAAGUGGCCUGCGGGCCGGAUGGCAUCUGGAAGAAUUUACCACGUUGCAUAAGGAACAUCAUAUAGGAGACAACGGACCUCUUCUUCUGCAAUGUGGAUGGAUACUCCCAAUAGAAAUGAGUAUGCCCAGUGUGGAUGAGCAUUCCCAAUGCAGAUGACUAUUCCAGAAUGAAUGCUCUCUUUCUUGUUCAUUGUAUGCCUUGCAAUCAUCGCUUAACUUUUCACUCAUGCAUGUAGACAUAAUUAUAAGGAUAUGUUUACAUCGAUAUUGAUCAUCCUUGUUGCUAUAAUAUUAUAGUUGCUGUCUCCGACACGCUUGUUUUUAAAACAUUACAGAAGUAAAUGAUUUUUCCCAACGUGUUUCUGUAUUCCCAAAGCUAUAAUAAUACUAGAGUAAGUAUUCCUGACCAAACCAGUGUCUCAACAAUCCAGUCAACAUGAUCUUUCUAUUAAUUGUAUAAAUGACUAUUCCGGAAGAGAGUGUGUUCUUGUGGCCGGGAGAUGAAGGUUCUAUGAUCAUUCCACCCGUCAAACUUCGAUACAUUCCCACACAUUCACAUACAUGCGGAGAUGCUAAGACUAUGAUCAUAGCCCUGUUGUAUGCUUUCUCAUUCCAUACUGCCGGUACUGCGCCCUUUUUAUUUUUUUAUUUCCUAGCAGCUGACAAGCGGCCGAGUGUUGUCUGGCCCAGUCUCCCUUUCUUUUAAUCAUACGUACAGUGUGUGUUGUCUUUCAGUACGUUAUUUUCACUAUUUGAUGUGAAACUCUUAUUUUGAGCCAAUAAAAUUAGACAAAGGAAAGGAACUCAUCGCAAGUUCCAAAUGUUCUU
This is a messenger RNA of Sycon ciliatum, 1624 nucleotides long. RefSeq lists its product as uncharacterized. The coding region runs from base 1 to 861 and encodes 286 amino acids. The record is from RefSeq and is a predicted model, not a curated record. NCBI's taxonomy places the organism in Eukaryota, Metazoa, Porifera, Calcarea, Leucosolenida, Sycettidae. The transcript has 7 exons.